Messenger RNA from Xenopus tropicalis (tropical clawed frog), 1217 nucleotides. Its product is annotated as whey acidic protein-like. Gene Ontology annotation, molecular function: peptidase inhibitor activity. Bases 68 to 952 code for a protein of 294 amino acids. NCBI's taxonomy places the organism in Eukaryota, Metazoa, Chordata, Amphibia, Anura, Pipidae. The transcript has 7 exons. Gene Ontology annotation, cellular component: extracellular region. The record is from RefSeq and is a predicted model, not a curated record.
UGAGCUCCAGGUAUAAAUCCUGCCGAGUGGGAGAUACCUGGGACUCAUUGCUCACUCACCGACCAACAUGGGCCCGACUGCCACCUUCCUGCUCCUGGGCUUCUGCCUCUGCUCUCUGGGCACCUGGGCUCAGGGACACAACGGUCACAUGGAUCACGAUGAUGAUGAUGAUGGUGAUGGGGUCGGUUGGGCGGACAGGCGCCGUGUGAAGGCCGGAGAGUGCCCGGCAGAUGUGGACUCCCCCGUGUGUAACGGGACCCUCAGGGCAAAAUGUAAUCGAGACUCCCGCUGUGACGAUAAGGCCAAAUGCUGCUUCUCCGGCUGCAGGAACAGAUGCCGCCUCCCACUGGAAGACAAGAACACUAUGUGCCCCUACUUUGAUGCCUCCAAGUGUCCCCUGAAAAAUUCCACCAUCAAUGAGUGUUACAGUGACGUCCAGUGUCAGGGAUCCGAGAGGUGCUGCUGCUUCAACUGCCGGCGAGAGUGCACUCCCACUGUGAGAGUGAAACCCGGCCAGUGCCCGGCUGUGAGUGGCAAGUGCCCGGCAGUGACCCCCAAGCCUGCCUGUAGGACGGACGAUGACUGCGACGGGAGCAAAAAGUGCUGUCAGUCCUGUGGGUCCAAAUGUUUGGAGCCUGAGAAAGAGCGCCAGGGCUACUGCCCCCUAAGCACAGAGAACCUGUCGUGCCUUAUUACCCCGGGGAAACCCCAGUGCCGGAGGGAUGACGACUGCACCAAGAACUGGAAGUGCUGCCUGUCCAAUAACAGGAUGGAGUGUGUGCGGCCCCUCAAAGAGAAACCCGGGCAGUGCCCAGCGUCCGGCACAAAGUGCCCCCUACCUGCCCCCAAGGUGCCCUGUAGCUCCGACCGUAACUGCCAUGGGGGCAAGAAGUGCUGCAAGCUCGCGUGUGGAAUGUUCUGCUCUGAUCCUGUCUCUGAUUGGCUGGUGUAGAGCUGCAGUGGGGGCCCCCCCUCCGGUAUGGAACAAGAGGAUGUGCCCUCCUGCCGAGCAACAGAAUGCUCCUCCCCCCCUAAACCUGCAUGUGCCCCCCCCCCUGGAAUCAGAAUGUGACCCCCCCCUGGAAUCAGAAUGUGACCCCCCCAUGUCCUACCAGAAUGUGCCGCCCCCCCCUCAUGUUAUCAGUCUCUGGGUACCAAUUAUGAGUCUGUAUUAACCCUACUGUGACCAAUAAAGUUGCCCAUGAAGCAGUUCCUGA